CACAUGUUGUACCGCUUACGUUGUAUUGCAACGUCUAUUCUAUCUGUUAUGUUUCUGCUUUUUUUUCAAAGUUAUUUACAAAAUUUCGCUCAUAAGUUACGGACGGUGCUAUAUCACACAAGUUGUACUAUAAAGUGUGUAGUAUAUCAAUUCUGAAAUAGUGAAAAUUGUAAUCAUCGAGUUACUUAAACACAUGAUGCAGGGAGCAGUUGCCCAUAGUGUCUCUUUCAAUCACCUUUUGCAACCAUAUGACCAUUCGUUGAAUUCACAAGCAAAGGAUCUGAGCUGUGUUCCAAAACAGAGACUAAUGUUUGGUAACUACCCUACGCCUCUGCAAAGUUGGAGAUUUUCUUGGAAAAAUCAGCAUUACAAUUUUUGGAUAAAACGGGAUGAUUUAACUGAUAUGGCAGCUAGCGGCAAUAAAAUACGAAAAUUGGAAUUCAUUCUUCCGGAAGUGAUGAAAGGAAAUUACGAUUAUGUUCUUUCGCUGGGGCCGUUGCAAUCAAACUCCUGUCGUGUUCUGUCCGCGAUAGCACCUAGACUCGGACUGAAGAGUGCCCAUGUUCUCGUCAAAACAUCUGAAAAAGAUGCCGGUUCAUCCGAAGGCAAUUUAUUCUUUCAUAAUCUGUUCGGUUCGGAGUUGUUCUUUGUAACAAGAGAAGAGUACCGACUGAAGGGCCAGGAAACGAUAUUACGGGAGACCAGAGACAAAAUGAUCGCAUCGAAAAUGGCAACCAAUCCGUAUAUUCUACCAAUGGGUGGCAGUGUAAUUCAAGGCAUUUUCGGCUAUGUCGAAGCUUUCAAAGAAAUCGAAGAUCAAGUCCUUGAUGGUGAUUUAGAAAUCGACGAAAUUAUUUUUGCGUGUGGAAGUGGCGGUACAGCUGCCGGUUUAUGUGUUGGUAAAUACUUGUCUACCAAAUUGAGACAUGUUCAACUAACAGGGUAUAUUGUAUGGGAUUCGGGAGUCGAUCACUUUUAUGAUUAUGUUAACGAUGUACUGGCUCAACUGGGACUGCAGACAAAAGUUAAGGCUCAAGAACUAAUCACGUUCGUCGAAGCUUACAGCAAAGGCUAUGGUGAGUCUACUGAUGAUGAAUUAGAUCUGAUGAGAUCUGUGGCGAGAUCAUCGGGUAUUGUACUGGAUGGCACCUACACCGUAAAAGCACUAAAGAGUUGUUUAGAAUUAAAGAAUGAAAAGGAUUUAGCCAAUGUAAAUUGCUUGUUCUUGCAUACUGGAGGUAUGUUUUCGUUAAUGGGACGAAAUGAAUAUCUAGAACUUAAGUGCUCGAACAGUACUUAGGACACUUAUACAAAAAACAAGUUUUUAUUAUUGAAAUAAAGUUUACAUCGAAAUUCAAACGAUUCUUUCAAUUGUUAAAGAAUUUUAAAAACUCCGUCUUUCAACUGAGGACAGGUAUUUGAAUAGAGCGAGUCCAAUAGCAUCAAAUCAGAAAACGCUCGCAAAUUAAACUGUAACGUCUUGGGACUAUACCUCCUCCACAUAGGCAUCGUGUCCUCAAUUACAAAGUAAUCGCCUGUCUUAAUGAUAUCGCUAACAAUUGCGCACUUUAAAACAUUGAACGUGUUGCAAUGGGCGUCAUCAAUGAACAAAAUUGGAUGCUCCAAUUUUCCGAAAUUAAUGUUUUCCGGAAAAUUGCAGUCACCCGUUAUCAACUUAAUGCCACUCAUGUCGUCUUCCUGAAUUUGACAUCUACUCAAGUCAAUAUCAACUCCGACCACCGUACAACUAAAUCCGAAUGCUUUGGCUAGAUCUCGAAACCACACUAAUGAACCGCCAGAAUAAACACCCAGUUCAACAAUUGUUUUCGGUUUCAAUUCCCACAAUAGGUUAUGAUAUGUCGCCUGUGUCUCAGGGUCUUUUAGUAGCCUCAAUCCUUUCCAGCUCACUGCGAAGAAGUCAUUGUAACCCAUCGUGUCUGGAAAUGGUUGAAAUCGGUUUUCCAAGAUCUGUUGAUGAUAAACUGGAUCUUCUCCAAGGCCUCGAAAUCGAUGCAGGUCCGUGAAAUUUGUAUCUGAUAGUUUUUGAACGACUCGUUCUCGCGAUGUUUGGGAAUCCAUUUAAAGAGUUU
Molecule: messenger RNA, 2090 nt
Organism: Bradysia coprophila
Lineage: Eukaryota; Metazoa; Arthropoda; Insecta; Diptera; Sciaridae
Molecular function (GO): D-cysteine desulfhydrase activity
Source: RefSeq, a predicted model, not a curated record